CCAGCUGCUAAACUCCACUGGCCACUGCCAGUCCCAAGCCAGACCGGAAGUUUCUGGGGUUCUCUCCGUGGCACAGCUUCGCUGGCUGACCCUAGAUACUCCUGUGGCGUUGUCCCCGGUGCCCUGACUGCUCCCUAGGAUCCUGUUUGUCUUUCUGUCAACAUUUUCUAACCAUAGUUCAGGCUAGACUGACCUAUGCAUACCCCCAAUCCUUGCUUCUGAAACCCUCCAUGGUUACUUCCUAUUACCCCAUCCUCGUUCUGGACCCAGCAGAGGCCCUUGGGUUACAUUCUACAAUAAAGUUCUGGCCCUCACAAUUCCCGCGUGUAAGUCCUUCUCCGACAUGGGCCACGGGCACACACAUGUGCCAAGAGGGAGGGGGAAGGGCAGGGUUGCAUGUGGCCCCCACCUCCUGCCCCUGAGCCAGGGUCCUCUCCCUUGUCUACUGAGUCUCCCGAGAAUUCUUGCUGCUGUGAGAAUUCCGGGCUUCCUGGCCUCAUGACAACACCAAGUGAAACAAGAAGUUCCAGAAUGCGGGUCCUAGGCCUGGGUUGGAGAGGGCCGACGGGCACAGAGCCAGGCCCAGGGGCUCAGGCCGCAUAUAGGCUCAGGUUCAGAACCUGCUGGCUGUGGCUGGUGGGGGUGCCCGACACGUGUCUCAGCAUGGGUCUGGAGCUCUAUCUGGACCUGCUGUCAGCAUCCUGCCGCGCUGUCUACAUCUUCGCUAGGAAGAACAACAUCCCCUUUGACUUCCAGUUUGUGGAUCUGCUAAAAGGUCACCACCACAGCAAGGAAUACAUAAAGAUCAACCCCCUGAAGAAGGUACCCAGCCUCAAAGAUGGAAAAUUUGUCUUAUCUGAAAGCGUGGCCAUCCUUUUCUACCUGUGCCGCAAGUACAGCACACCCUCACACUGGUACCCACCAGACCUGCACACACGUGCCCGCGUGGAUGAGUUCAUGGCCUGGCAGCACACUGCCAUUCAGAUGCCCAUGAGCAGGAUCCUCUGGAUCAAGAUGCUGAUCCCAAUGAUCACUGGUGAGGAGGUUCCAGAUGAGAAGGUGGAGCAGAUGCUGGCAGAGGUGAAGAACAGCAUGCAGCUCUUUGAGGAGAAGUUUCUGCAGGACAAGAUGUUCAUUUCCGGGGACCACAUCUCACUGGCUGACGUGGUGGCCCUGGUGGAGAUGAUGCAGCGUGGGCAGGAGCUGGAAGGCAGGCCUGGGACAGGGAGAAGAACACAACAUUUCUCAGUUAGUCAGCCAUGAUCCUGGAUGCCUCCGCCUCCUGCCGGACCCUCCAGGAAGUGUCCAGAGGCCUCCAAAGUGUCCUUCUGGAUGAAUGCCUCUUUUCUAGAGCACCAGACAUCUAGCUAUACAAGGAAGCUCCCUGGUUCUGGGUCGGAGGGGCAUCCACAGUGCUUUUGGGGGUCCACCUGGGUGUGGGACAGUUAUGUGGUUUCUACAUGCAGGGGAGGGUGGCUAGUUCUGCCCUAGCUGGUAUGCAGGGUGGCCAGUUGAGACCCCGGCCAAUGUCUUGAGAGGCCAACGCAAUUUCUGGCCGGUAUGCAAAAUGUCCGCUUUAGUCCAUGGUCAGUGUGCAGGGCAGAUCAGCACCAGAGAAAAACAUUUCACUUUUUCUGUCUCAGGUGGUGUAGUCCCCUACAUUUCAAGCCCUACCCCUUACAUUUCACCCACCCCACCCCAUUUUGGAGCCCCCAAGCUUUUUGCGUGCAUGUUUCUUAGACUACCUGCUGGGUCUCCCAUUCCAGGCCCUGAGCCUGAUCACAGAGGAAGGUUCAAUGUGGAGGAAAUUCAAUGUGUGAAUUCUUCUCACUCUCAUCUGAGAAUAAGGGAUUUCCCUGGUAGAAGGCAGGGCCCAUGGGAGGUUUCACACUAAAAAGUAGGAGUCAUCUGGGCCAGGAGUCACCUCAGAGAGGGGUUCAGGAACCUUGGAGCAAGACCAGUGGAGAACCUGGAGAUUCUGACCUUCCAGCCCCCACCCCACAUCUAUCACAUAGCGUAUGACCCCUUGCUCAGGCCUGGGAGUGGGAUGGGUCACAGACUCACUCUUUGCAGCGGCAGAUAGGGAGACACCCUGAGGCUGUAGGAGGGGAGGUAGGUAGGGCUGGUCCCCUGGCUGACCAUCUCUUCCUCUUUGUGUAUCUACAGCCCAUGGGAGGCAACUAUGAUGUCUUCCUCAAUAGCUCCAAGAUUGCUGAGUGGCGCAUGAGGGUGGAGCUGGCCAUUGGCCCUAGCCUCUUUGGGGAGGCCCAUGACCGGCUGAUGAGGUUGGCGGAGUGGGACAGUUCAACA
This is a messenger RNA of Acinonyx jubatus (cheetah), 2310 nucleotides long. Its product is annotated as glutathione S-transferase theta-4. Gene Ontology annotation, cellular component: cytoplasm. Gene Ontology annotation, biological process: glutathione metabolic process. Bases 397 to 1263 code for a protein of 288 amino acids. The transcript has 5 exons. The record is from RefSeq and is a predicted model, not a curated record. Lineage: Eukaryota; Metazoa; Chordata; Mammalia; Carnivora; Felidae. Gene Ontology annotation, molecular function: glutathione transferase activity.